Molecule: messenger RNA, 1402 nt
Organism: Capsella rubella
Lineage: Eukaryota; Viridiplantae; Streptophyta; Magnoliopsida; Brassicales; Brassicaceae
Product: cytochrome b561 and DOMON domain-containing protein At3g25290
Exons: 3
Coding region: 22-1191 (389 amino acids)
Source: RefSeq, a predicted model, not a curated record
UUACUUCAAUCCCAUCUAACAAUGUCUUCUUCUUCCGUAAGAACCUCUCUCUCUUUCCUUUUCUUGGCUCUGCUAAUCUCACCGUCUGUCUCACAAACAUGUAAGUCACAGACGUUUUCCGGCGACAAAACAUACCCUCACUGCCUUGACCUCCCUCAACUCAAAGCCUUCCUUCACUAUUCCUACGACGCAGCCAACACAACUCUCGCCGUUGUCUUCUCUGCUCCACCGGCCAAGCCUGGUGGAUGGAUCGCUUGGGCGAUAAAUCCGACAGGGACAGGUAUGGUUGGGGCUCAAACCCUUGUCGCUUACAAGGAUCCAGGUAACGGUGUUGCCGUGGUGAAGACGUUAAACAUUAGCUCUUAUAGCUCGCUUGUUCCUUCGAAGCUUUCGUUUGAUGUUUGGGAUAUGAAAGCCGAGGAAGCUGCGAAGGAUGGUACGUUGAGGAUCUUUGCUAGGGUUAAGGUUCCGGCUGAUUUGGUGGCAAAGGGAAAAGUGAAUCAGGUUUGGCAAGUUGGUCCUGCGUUAGGUCCUGGUGGAAUGAUUGGGAAGCACGCUUUCGAUGCACCUAAUCUUGCUUCUAUGAGCGUUCUUGAUUUAAAAGGUGAUAAUAGCGGCAGCACAACAAGCUCUGUGGGCGGCGAGGUCAAUGCCAAGAUCAAGAAGAGAAAUAUUCAUGGGAUAUUAAACGCGGUGAGCUGGGGGAUUUUGUUUCCUUUAGGAGCAAUAAUUGCUAGGUAUAUGAGAAUAUUUGAAUCCGCAGAUCCGGCUUGGUUUUACCUUCAUGUGUCUUGUCAGUUCUCGGCUUAUGUCAUUGGUGUUGCCGGUUGGGGUACCGGACUCAAGCUCGGCAGCGAGUCCGAGGGUAUUAGCUACACCAGCCAUCGUAACAUUGGCAUUGCCCUCUUCACCCUUGCCACUAUUCAGAUGUUUGCGAUGUUGUUAAGGCCAAAGAAAGAUCACAAGUACAGAUUCUAUUGGAACAUCUACCAUCAUGGAGUCGGCUAUGCGAUACUCAUCCUUGGGAUCAUUAAUGUUUUCAAAGGGCUCAACAUCUUGAAACCACAAGACACGUACAAGACUGCUUACAUUGCAGUGAUAGCCAUUCUUGGUGGCAUUGCUUUGCUCUUGGAAGCAGUUACUUGGGUCAUUGUACUCAAGAGAAAAUCAAACAACUCAAUGAAGACAUGAGCCAAUAAAGAUUCUGGUCAACUUAUUAAAAGGUUCAUUUGUGGUGGUUGUUACUAAAAUUUGUUAUGAACCUUUGUAUUAGCAGUGUAUAGAUAUAUUAUUUUGUUCUCUUGUUUUGUAGCUCUUUGGUUUUGUUUCUUGAGUUUAUUUCUUGGUUAUGGAUGAUUAUAGGGGAUUAAUAUAUUAUAAUAGUUCUUUAGUCUACUUUGAA